Messenger RNA from Cuscuta europaea, 3906 nucleotides. The record is from the annotation of a GenBank genome assembly. Lineage: Eukaryota; Viridiplantae; Streptophyta; Magnoliopsida; Solanales; Convolvulaceae.
GAUUUGAUUUUUCCGAAUCCGCAGUGGAUUGCUUUGAACGAGGAAUGCAUAAAUAGAUGGAGAUGAAACGAGUUAAGCGUGAUACGGAAUUUGUUUGGGAAGAAGAAGGGAGAUAAUCCUGUGGAGACUAUGGACCUGAAAUUUGAAAUGGGAAAGCUGAAGUAUCCACUUCAUUCAACAAAAUCACACAAUCUAUUUCAGAUAGAAUUCCAGAUAGAAUUGAAGGAUGUAAUUUACCCAUCUUAUAUCAUUUUCCCCGUUUAUGCAGAUAAGGCAUAAUGUAUAGACAAAAUAGAAUUUGGAUGUAUGACAAACAUGCGGUAUUGUGCGGAAUGCAAUCAAAUUUUCUUGAAGGAGUUGAGGAGUUUAUUAAAUUCGCACUUGAACACCCGACUUAUAUGAGUGGUGAUAAAAUCAGAUGUCCAUGUUCAAAGUGUAAAAAUCUCAAAUUUAAACACCCAGACGAAGUUGGGUGGGAUUUGUACGCGGACGGUUUCGUUCCCAAUUAUUAUAAUUGGACUUCUCAUGGCGAACCUUUGGAUCCAUCUGUUUUACCGCAAACGGUAGGUUCGUCUCGUAACGUCCCUGCAGAGAUGAGUGUGUGGGGAGACCCUGCUGAAAUGAGAUAGGAGCAACGUAUGGUAUAUGACGCAUACAGUGCAUCGAUGUCUCAGUUCAACCCCCCACAAUCAUCUAACGAUCCUCCUGAAGCCCCGACCUCGUAUCAACCACAUGAGGAUGAAAAUCCGAUAUUUUAUGAACCUUUUGUGGAUGAAGGUUUAGCUGAAAGAUUUCAAGAUGUUUUAAAAGCAGCUGAUCAACCCUUGUAUGCUGAUUGUGAGGGAUACUCUCAGCUAUCUGCCGUUACAAAGUUUAUGAACAUAAAAGUUGAAUACAGUCUCCCUGAAACUUGCAUGACUAGAGUCUUGCAGUUAGUAGGCGGGAUGCUACCACGUGAUCAUAACCUCCCGAUUCAUAUUACCACAUGAAACAAUUAAUGUCUAAGUUGGGGCUACCUUAUAUAGAAAUUGAUGCGUGCCCGGAAGGAUGUAUGUUGUUCUGGAAGGAUGAUGAGGCACUUGAAUUCUGCAAGUUCUGUGGUGGAAACAGAUACAAACCUGUUCCUCAAAGUAAAAAGAAACCACGAAAUAGGUCGGCAUUAUCUAAACUGUAUUACCUCCUAAUAGCUCCACGACUUCAGAGGAUGUACGCUUCGACUGCUACUGCGAAACACAUGACAUGGCAUGUUGAGCACGAAACAAAAGAGGGUAUGAUGUCUCACCCUUCGGACUGUGAAGCUUGGAGACACUUUGACCGUUGUCAUCCUCAGUUUGCAAUGGAGCCACGAAAUGUGCGACUGGGAUUGUGUUCAGACGGAUUUGCUUCGUUUGGAAGGUUUGGGAAGAACUAUUCAUGUUGGCCGGUCAUGUUAACUCCUUACAAUCUCCCUCCCGACAUGUGCAUGAAAAGUCACUUUAUCUUUUUGACUUUAAUCUGUCUGGGUCCCAAUGAUCCAGGAAAAAAGAUAGACAUUUAAUUUAUCUCCAACCCCUUAUCGUGGAGAUGAAAGAACUUUGGGCCAUUGGGACACCAACAUAUGAUGUUUCAAGGGAUCAAAAUUUUAUAAUGAAAGCUGCCAUCAUUUGGACCAUUAGCGACUUCCCUGCCUAUGCCAUGCUUUCGGGGUGGAGCACACACGAUCUUAUGGGAUGUCCGAUAUGCAUGGAGAAAUUAGGUGCCAAUUGGCUAACUUUCAGUAAAAAACCAAGCUACUUUCAUUGUCACCUCAAGUUUCUCCUGGAAAACCACUGAUAUCGAAAGGACAAAAAGUCUUUCAUUAGAAGUAGAGUGGUACGAGACACCCCACCCCCGAGAUUGACCGGGGAAGCAAUUUUUAACCGGGUUCGACGUAUUCCUAUGGUUAUUCAAGAAUCAAAUAAGAAGCCAUAUGGGUUUUGUGAUACCCAUAAGUGGACAAAGAGAAGUAUAUUUUGGGAGUUACCAUAUUGGAAAGACCUUCUCAUUCGUCACAAUAUAGAUGUCAUGCACACUGAGAAGAACGUGUUUGACAAUAUAUGUAACACAGUGAUGGAUUUCAAAGGCAAAACUAAAGACAGUCUUGCAUCUCGAAAAGAUAUGACUAUUUGGUGUGACAGACUCGAACUUUCUGUUGAUCUAGAAUAUCAGGGUAACAAUAUUCCAAAAGCAGUCUACCAAGUCACACAAGCACAAAGGGAAUCAAUAUUACAAUGGCUUGUGUCUUUGAAGUUUCCAGAUGGCUACUGCUCCAACUUGUCCAGAUGCGUGGACAUGGACAAACUUGCAACGACGUCGAGCAUGAAAACUCACGAUGCUCAUGUAAUCAUGCAAAGACUUCUCCCAAUUACACUGAAAGAGAUGCUUCCUGAACACGUAUGGUCCUACAUUACUGAGAACGGUUUGUUGUUUCAGUCGAUAUGCUCAAGCGUUUUGGAUGCAGCAUCCCUCCGGAGACUAGAAGAGUCUGUUCCCAUGCUGAUGUGUAAUUUUGAAAAGAUAAUGCCUCCAUCACUUUUCGAUGGAAUGGAACAUCUUGUAAUACAUCUUCCGUAUGAGGCUUUGAAUGGUGGACUCGUCUUCUAUCGCUGGAUGUACAGAUUUGAAAGAUUUCUUGGAGAGUUGAAAAAGAAAGUGACCAACAAGGCACACGUUGAGGCUUCAAUUUGUCAAGCGUAUCUUCAACAAGAAAUCUCAACGUUCUCAUCUUUUUAUUUUGAGCGUGAAGUCAUCACUAGAAGAAAGAGACCUCCCCGGAACGAUAAUAUUGGCGAGGAUUUAUACGAAAAUGUAGUUUUCAUUUUCAAUUACCCAGGUAGAGGUAAAAGAGCUGGGACGAACCGAUACAUCGUGGGAAAAGAAUUACAAAUUGCGCAUACUUAUAUGCUCAUUAAUUGUCCAGAAAUCUUACCGUUUUAUCAUGAAUUUAGAGCGGAGUACUCAACAUUCCCUGACAAUGAAAUUGAUGCAAUGGUGGAAUCUCAUUUUAUAUUGUGGUACAAGUAUCAGAUCAAUAAUCGUGGGAUUGUGGACCCUUUGUUAGAAUCAUUAUCGUGGGGCCCUGGUGCCUACGCCAAAGUUUGGCGGUCAUAUGUGAUAAACGGUUACACCUAUCACACAGUCGAUUACGGACAGGGCCGACCAACAGUGAACAACGGGUUAUGUGUCCCAACCAUCGGUUAUGAUAACUCGGAAACCAAUUUUUUUGGUGUUUUGCAUGAGAUUCUUGAAUUCGAAAUGUAUUCUGCUGGGAAAAAGUUGACAUGCGUUUUGUUCCGCUGCAAAUGGGUCGAUUCAACAUGUGGUGUGAGAAAAAAUUCAAAAUAUAAUAUGAUUGACGUCAACCACUCUCGCGUGUAUAGGAAAAAUGAGCCUUUUAUACUCGCUCAACAAACAGUCCAGAUUUAUUAUGCAGAAUACCCUUCAACCAGGCGGACACAUAAUCCUUGGGUGUGUGCAUGUACUGUUCGUCCGAGCUAAAUUGUAUCACAAACUCAACACAAGGACGUUGAUUUAGAUGCUUUUCAGCAACAUUUUUUCCAACCUCCGCCGAUUGUUAAGACGGUUAACCAUCACAUUCAGCUAAGUGAUCCAAAUGGGGGAAGUGUUGAAGUCAUGUCAGAAACGCACCUUCCGAACCUAACAACUUCAUCUGAGCGCGAAAGUGUUGAAAUGCAUGAAGAACAACAAAAUUCUCAAUAUCAUGAAGAAGGAGACUGGAUAGACGGUUCUGAUAUAGAAGAAGAUGUUGUAUAUGUAGAAAAUAAUGAUUCUGAUAGUGACUAAUUGUAUUGUUGUAUUACAAUUUUUUGAGUUCGAAUAUUUGUGCUCUUUUCUUCAUUAUUAUUGUAGCCCAAUAAUAUUUGAUUU